This is a messenger RNA of Malaclemys terrapin pileata, 2284 nucleotides long. It is a transcript of the gene SDAD1, whose product is annotated as SDA1 domain containing 1. Gene Ontology annotation, cellular component: nucleolus. Lineage: Eukaryota; Metazoa; Chordata; Testudines; Emydidae. Gene Ontology annotation, biological process: ribosomal large subunit export from nucleus; ribosomal large subunit biogenesis. The coding region runs from base 39 to 2111 and encodes 690 amino acids. The transcript is spliced from 22 exons. The record is from RefSeq and is a predicted model, not a curated record.
AGCGACUCGUAGGCGGUAGCGCCCCGGCUCCAGCAGCCAUGUCUGGCCGCAACAACAACAAGCUGCCCAGUAACCUGCCCCAGCUGCAGAACCUGAUCAAGCGGGACCCGCCGGCUUAUACCGAGGAGUUUCUCCAGCAGUAUCGUCACUACCAGUCCAAUGUGGAGAUUUUCAAACUCCAGCCCGAUAAGCCCAGUAAGGAGCUGGCUGAAUUGGUGAUCUUCUUGGCACAGGUUGGGCACUGCUAUCCAGAACAUCUUGUUGAUUUUCCACAACAGCUGAAAGAACUGCUUUCUUACAACCACACCGUUUUGGAUGCAGAUCUUCGAAUGACAUUUUGCAAAGCUCUGAUCUUAUUAAGAAACAAGAAUCUCAUAAACCCUACAAGUUUGCUGGAACUCUUCUUUGAACUCCUGCGCUGCCAUGAUAAACUUCUGCGAAAAACUUUAUAUACUCACAUUGUGACAGACAUCAAGAAUAUAAAUGCUAAACACAAGAACAAUAAAGUGAAUACAACACUGCAAAAUUUCAUGUAUACUAUGUUAAGAGACAGCAAUCCUACUGCAGCCAAGAUAUCUCUGGAUGUUAUGAUUGAACUAUAUAGAAGGAAUAUUUGGAAUGAUGCCAAAACAGUAAAUGUUAUCACAACAGCCUGCUUUUCCAAAGUCACAAAGAUACUAGUUGCUGGUUUGAAAUUCUUCCUUGGGAAAGAUGAAGAUGAGAAAAAAGACAGUGAUUCAGAAUCUGAGGAUGAAAUGCCCACAACCAGAGACCUCAUGGUGAGAUAUGCAACAGGAAAGAAAACCACCAAGCACAAGAAGAAGCUGGAGAAAGCCAUGAAGGUUCUGAAGAAACACAAGAAGAAGAAAAAGCCAGAGGUGUUUAACUUCUCCGCUAUUCAUUUGAUCCACGAUCCCCAAGAUUUUGCAGAGAAACUCCUAAAGCAGCUAGAGACCUCCAAGGAACGAUUUGAAGUGAAGAUGAUGCUCAUGGACCUUAUCUCUAGACUAGUUGGAAUACACGAGCUCUUUCUCUUUAACUUCUAUCCCUUUGUGCAGCGGUUCAUGCAGCCCCAUCAGAGAGAAGUGACCAAGAUCCUUCUUUUUGCUGCGCAAGCGUCUCAUCAGCUGGUGCCGCCAGAGAUCAUCCAGUCAGUAUUAAUGACCAUAGCCAACAACUUUGUCACUGACAAGAAUUCUGGGGAAGUUAUGACUGUAGGAUUGAAUGCGAUAAAAGAGAUAACGGCGAGAUGUCCUCUGGCUAUGACUGAAGACCUGCUCCAAGACCUCGCCCUGUACAAAUCUCAUAAAGAUAAAAAUGUAAUGAUGUCUGCAAGAACUCUGAUACAUCUCUUCCGAUCAUUGAAUCCGCAGAUGUUACAAAAAAAAUUCAGGGGUAAACCUACUGAGGCCUCAUCAGAAGCCAGAAUCCAUGAGUAUGGAGAAUUAGAUGCCAAAGAUUAUAUUCCAGGAGCAGAAAUAUUAGAGGUUGAGAAUAAGGAAGAAGGAGGAAUACACGAGGAAGAUGGAUGGCAAAGUGCCAGUUUCAGUGAGGAGGAAGACGACGAAGAUGGGGAAUGGAUAGAUGUGCACCACUCCUCAGAUGAGGAGCAGCAAGAAGUAGCGGAGAAGAUCAAACGCAUGCCUGUAGAAGAGCAGAAAGCCAAAGCAGCAGCAGUUAGCACAAGUCGGGUUUUAAGUCAAGAAGACUUCCAGAAAAUACGCCUGGCCCAGAUAGCCAAAGAACUCAACUCGGCACCUGGCAAAGCUGCAAAGAGGAAGAACAUUGAAAUAGACAGCGAUGAGGAGCGCAGGGGAGAGUUGCUUUCGCUCAGAGAUAUUGAGCAUCUGCAUAAGAAGCCUAAAUCAGACAAGGAAACAAGACUGGCCACAGCCAUGGCUGGAAAGACAGACAGAAAAGAAUUUGUGAAAAGGAAAACGAAAAUGAAUCCAUUCGCAAGCUCCACUAACAAAGAGAAGAAGAAGCAGAAGAACUUUAUGAUGAUGAGAUACAGUCACAACGUCCGAACAAAAAAUAAACGUUCCUUCAGGGAGAAACAGCUGGCAUUACGAGAUGCACUUUUGAAAAAGAGAAAAAGACUGGUGAAAUAACUUAAAACAACAAAGGAGUGGACUGUUUUAUAUCCUUACUGUGGGUACAGUAAUAACCCUGGAAACAGUUUUUAUAUUGGAAAGUACAGGAUCACCUGUACUGAAGAAUUGGAUGUCCAUUGCAUAUAACUCUGAAUACAACUGAUGACUGAAUAUAACUCUGCAGCACCAAA